AUGCUAAACGACUCAACAUUAUCGACUAUUCUAUUUCGUAUUGAACAUUUAUUUGAUGGCCAAUCAUCAUCAUCAAACAAAAUGUUACCGAGAAAUACUGAAAAUUUAUUUCCUAUUUCAACAUCAAAUGAUUUUCUUCCUGAUCUUACUCUUAGUAAUGAUAUUGUUGAUGAACUAGAUUGUUAUCUAAAAAAUGGUGAUGAUGUUUCUAAUCGCAGCCAUACAUCAUCACCAUUAAUUGCUCCAUCAUCUGUCUCAUUAAAACAACAAACAUCAUCUAAAUUUCAAUUUAUAUUAAAUGCUCUAACAGCAUCAUCAGCAAAAAUUAAUGAAGAAACAACAACUUAUUUAAAUCAAGAUCAACCAUAUGAAAUUAAAUUUCAUGUCAAUAAUACAUCAUCAUCAGAAAAUUUUCUUCCAACUAUUUAUCGUUCUAUAUUACGUUUAUGUUUUUGGGAUAAAAUAUUACAAAAUCAAGAGCGUGAAUUAGUGCAAAAAUGGUUAAAUGAAUAUAAAUCAAUAUCAUUAUUUGAUAUUGAUAUGAAUUUAACUUAUGGAAUUUUAUCAAUCAUACGUGCAAGACAAAUACCAAAUGCUAUUGAAAUUGUUUGGGAUGCAACUACAACAACAUCACUAUUUAUUCGUUUCAAAUGUACAUCAACUGAUUUUGCACUCAAACGACAUGGUGGAGAAAAAGGUAUACCAUUACGUAUACAAAUAGAUACAUAUCAUGAAAAUGAUGUUAAUGAUAUACAACAUUUAUAUUCAUGUUGUUGUAAAAUUCAAUUAUUUCGUCUAAAAGGUGCGCAAAGAAAAAAUAAAGCAGAUAAAAUGAGAAUUGAAAAACUAAAUAUUGAUCAACGUCGACAUUAUCAAACAACACUUGAACAUACUGUUUUACAACCAUGUGUUGUUUCAUCACUUUAUACACUUAAUCUUCUUACUCUAUCUUAUGCACCGGAUGAUUUGUCUAAUGUUGAUACACAAUCGACGAUGACAACGGAAAAUAUCACAGAAGAAAAAAAAGAUUGUGAAAAUAAUUUACAAGAAAAUCGAAAUAAUAGUACUGGAUAUCUACCAUCGCCUUUAUCGGAUAUGAAACAUACGUAUUCUGACUUACGAAAUACUGAAGUUCAAAAGGCAACAAAAAUUACUGUACAAUCAUCAUGUGAAGAAGUAUUAAAUUGGUUAAAUAAUAAUAAUUUUUCUUCGGUUAUUAAUCAAUUUCAACAUUAUACAGGCAUUGAUCUUCUACGAUUGACUAUGAAUGAUAUUCGUCGAAUAUGUAAUAGUAAUGAUUCUAUUAGUAUUCGUCUUUAUAAUCAAUUACAUGAAACUGUUGUAGCACCAUUAAAAAUUCUUUAUGUUAAAACUACCAAUACAGAUCUUUAUUCCGCUAUUUAUUUACAUACAUUAACUAGACAUGAAUUAGAAGAAAAAAUUUUCGAAUUAAUUCAACAAACUCAUCAAGAAAAAUAUAAUUUAAUCGACGAUUUUUUUUCAUUAAAAAAAAUUGUUGAUAGUGGUGCUGAUAUUGCUAUUGUUGGUGGAGGAUUUCUUGGUAGUGAAUUAGCAUGUGCUUUAGGACAUCGAGCAAAAGAACGUGCUAAAAAUGGAAAGCCAAGUGGAAAAGUUAUUCAACUUAUGCCGGAAAAAGGUAAUAUUAGUAAAGUAUUACCAGAAUAUUUGAGUAAAUGGGCAACAGAUCGUGUUCGAGAUGAGGGUGCUGAAGUAUUAACAAAUGUUGAACUUGUGAAUGCUUCAAUUCAAGAUGGAAAAGUUAAUUUAGCUUAUAUUGAUCCAAAAGCACCACAAAAAACAAGUUAUAUGACUGCUGACCAUGUUCUAGUUGCUGUUGGUAUAGAACCAAAUACUGACUUAGCAAAAUCAGCUGGUUUAGAAAUUGAUCCUGAUCAAGGUGGUUUUCUAGUUAAUGCUGAACUUCAAGCUCGUCAUAAUGUUUGGGUUGCCGGUGAUGCAGCAUCUUUUUAUGAUAUUAAAUUAGGUCGACGUCGUGUUGAACAUUAUGAUCAUGCUAUUGUCAGUGGAAAAUUAGCUGGAGAAAAUAUGACAGGUGCUCAUAAACCGUAUUGGCAUCAAUCAAUGUUUUGGUCUGAUUUGGGCCUAAAAGUUGGUUUUGAAGCUAUUGGUUUAACUGAUUCAGAUUUACAAACUGUAGCUGUUUAUGCUAAACGACAGCCAGAAGAUGAAGAACCACAAGAAGAUAGUGAAGGAAAUCGAGAACAAAAAGAAGUAGCAUCAACAACUAAUGAAUUAAAACAUAAAAUACCAGAAACCAAAACAUCGACAACUACAAUAGAUAAUAAGAAUGAUUAUAGUAAAGGUGUUGUGUUCUAUUUAAAAGAAAAUAAAGUUGUUGGCGUUGUUCUUUGGAAUGUAUUUAAUCGAAUUCCUAUUGCACGAAAGAUAAUCAAAGAUCAACAAGAAAUUACUGAUUUUCAGGAACUUGCAAAACUUUUUAAUAUUCACAAAGAUUAG
Rotaria sp. Silwood1 is the source of this 2499-nucleotide messenger RNA. Lineage: Eukaryota; Metazoa; Rotifera; Eurotatoria; Philodinida; Philodinidae. The record is from the annotation of a GenBank genome assembly.